This is a messenger RNA of Scatophagus argus, 7028 nucleotides long. RefSeq names its product mitogen-activated protein kinase kinase kinase 10 (gene map3k10). The coding region runs from base 1930 to 5280 and encodes 1116 amino acids. The transcript has 12 exons. Lineage: Eukaryota; Metazoa; Chordata; Actinopteri; Scatophagidae. The record is from RefSeq and is a predicted model, not a curated record. Gene Ontology annotation, molecular function: JUN kinase kinase kinase activity; ATP binding; protein binding. Gene Ontology annotation, biological process: positive regulation of apoptotic process; protein phosphorylation.
UCUACAAAGGGAGCUGCUAUCUGAUCUGCUCACAUGCGAUGGGCGAAAGCACGUAGACAGCGCGCAUGCCUCAACCAUCCCUGUGUUUUGUAGAUCAGUGACAGAGGAAGCGUCUGUCCGUGCGUACGUGAACGGCACCCCGGUGUAUUUGGAUGCAAAGUCAGCCCGUAGACUGACAGCUCGGCGCUCGAAAUGUCGCGUCGUUUUUUGGAGAUAAAGCCUGUUUGAGUACGAUGGGCCUUCGGACAGCUGGCUGAGCCGAGCCAACAGGCACCCCUGGGAGCGUCUUCAUUUGUCGACAAAUUGGGUUACUGACCUGGAUGGUGGUUCCACUUACUCGGAUGCAACCACACGCCCAUGCGACGAUGUCGGUGGAUGUUGCUGCCCUCAGCGUCCAGGUUUGGUUACAGUAAACGCUAAUUAUUUACGUAUUAAAAUAAAAGUGCUGGGGCGGAAGACGCAUGCCUGGACUGGUUACCUACAGCGCGAAUAAUUUAUAGCUACAUCAUCAUCACCAUCAUCUUUAUUAUUAUUAUUAAUAAUAAUUAGAUUAUUGUUAUUGUUAGGACGUGUCGAUCUAUUGAUUGACGGAAAUAUGGAGCCGGAGUGGAUGUCUUCAUCGCCUUAUUUCGUUUCUUCCAGUUGGAUCAGAAAUAGUGUAAUGCUACGAUGCCUUAACGCAAACCUUCGCUGAUAACAUUUUCCACGUUGUUGCCACUGUGUGAUGGUCGUCUUUUCGAAAAGAAGUCUUGGACAUUUAACAAGACUAUUGACCGAUGAUCUGAAACUACCGCGCGUGCAGGAUAAUGAGAAAUGCUGGCAUCCCUUUACUGUCUCCAGUGAAGAAGAGUUUCUUUUCUAACCAAGGACUCGUCACCGUCACACAUGUAGCCCGGCAGAGGCGACUGAACGAGGCCGCUGCACAGAGACGGAGGCGGGUUUGUUGUGUCCAGACUUGGCUGGAUGCUGAACGUGGUGCCACUUUACAGUUGUGUAUUGAAUACCUGCAGCCCAGCCGUCGGCUUGUUUAUGUAAUUCCGCACCUGUCUUAAAAUGGACGGGGGCUUUUUGAUAAAGGCUAUUCAGGGACGUUGAACCGGCUCACCAGUGGCCAUGCAUGUAGGAUUUAGGCUGGACCGGCUUGUCGGGAUGUAGGACGAAUAUCCGCCACCGCGGAUAUUUCCAAACACAGUAGCUUAUAGUAGAGAAAACAGCCCAUGUUCAUGGAGAUGGCUGGCGGGGGAGGUGCAUCUACACUGGGCUGGAUGAGAAAUAAUAAGGACCCCUGCUCGGAGGAUUUUAUUCAGCUCAAAUACAGACUGCGGUUUUUAUUGGCAGCCUAAAAAGUAAAAAAAAUUAUCAGUUGUGGUUUGGUUAUUACCCCUGAGUGUCUCUGUGGCUGCUAGACACUACUUCUCAAUUAACUACAGAAGAGAUUAUGUAUUUAUUAGAGCAAAAGAUUCAACAUCAUAAAUCGCAGCAAUUGAGAGAGCAGUGAGAGAAAUAAUGUCUGGAUUUAAUUUCACAACUCACUCAGACUCAAGACUCAAGACUCAAAGGAUUUCAUCAGACCUGCUGUUUCUCAGAUAAACACAUAUUCUUGUCUCCUGUGAGAAUCUGUGGCAGCUUGUAAAAGACACGAUUGUGUUGUUUUUUGGGGGGGAGGGGGAAGGGGGGCUAUGCACAUUGAUGUGCUCUCCUGGGUUUCAUCGUUUGACCUGGUGUACAUUGUCCCUGAAUGAACUUGCCUUUGGGAAUAUAUGUUACUCACACACUGCAUAGCAACAACUCAGCAGCAACCAGUGACAGGAUUUGGCACAGUUUCAACGGCGAGAUGUGGUGAUGGGGGAGAGCAGUUUCAGCUCUCUGAUCUUUUGAUCCCUCCCCACUGGUGGUCGAGGACACCUCGUCUCUGUCAAUGGGCCCCGUAUGGAUUUUGUGCAUGAGUUGACAGAGGGCAGACCUACAGCGUCAAACAGCAGUCAGGCUGCCAUGAACCCAUAUGGCAAAGUGAGCGGCACAGCAGUCCCCCCGUCCUGCACUAGCUGUGGGGGCUGCUGCUCCCCGCCUCCGCCUUGCCUCAUCCCGCCCGGGCCCCCCUCUUCUACUACCUCUUCCUCUUCCAUUCCCCCGAAUAUGACCCCACCACCACCAAUGUUUCCAGCCCCAGUGGUGCAGGUGGAGAAUGGUAGCAGCUGGAACUCCUCCACCAUCUCCUCCUCCGGCUCUCCAGACUCCCACCCUGGUCACUGCUGUGGGGCCAACAACCCCAACCCCUACUGGACAGCAGUGUUCGACUAUGAGGCCACAGCAGAUGAGGAGUUAACUCUGCGGCGUGGAGACCUUCUUGAGGUUCUUUCCAAAGACUCCAAAGUGUCUGGGGAUGAGGGUUGGUGGACAGGCAAGAUCCAGGACAAGGUGGGUAUCUUUCCGAGCAACUACGUCACAAAGGGGGACACUGCCAACUACCAGCAGCUGACCGCUGGAGGGCUUGUGGCAGGCGGGGUGGGUGAAUGCCCCUUGGAGAUAGACUUCUCAGAACUUUAUCUGGAGGAGGUGAUUGGAGCUGGUGGGUUUGGAAAAGUUUACAAAGGAAUAUGGCGGAAUGAAGAAGUAGCGGUAAAGGCCGCAAGGCAAGACCCCGAUGAGGAUAUUAGUGCCACAGCAGAGAACGUCAGGCAGGAGGCCAGACUCUUCUGGAUGCUUCGGCAUCCCAACAUAAUUGCUCUCCGCGGGGUCUGCCUGCGGGAGCCCAACCUGUGCUUGGUGAUGGAGUACGCCAGAGGGGGGGCUCUAAACCGAGCACUUGCUGGAAAGAAGGUUCCUCCAAAGGUUCUGGUGAACUGGGCGGUCCAGAUUGCCACAGGGAUGGACUACCUGCACAACCAGGCAUUCGUACCUAUCAUCCACAGAGACCUCAAGUCCAGCAACAUCCUCAUCCUGCAGCCGGUGGAGCGGGACGACUUGAGCGGGAAAAUCCUGAAGAUCACAGACUUUGGUUUGGCCAGAGAGUGGCACCAGACGACCAAGAUGAGCGCGGCGGGGACUUACGCCUGGAUGGCCCCGGAGGUCAUCAAGCUCUCCCUCUUCUCCAAGAGCAGCGACGUGUGGAGUUUCGGUGUGCUGCUGUGGGAGCUGCUGACCGGCGAGGUUCCUUACCGGGAGAUAGACGCUUUGGCGGUGGCUUACGGUGUUGCCAUGAACAAGCUAACACUCCCUAUCCCCUCAACGUGCCCUGAACCUUUCGCUCAGCUGCUGGAAGAGUGCUGGAGCCCAAACCCCCACAGCAGACCCUCCUUCACCAGCAUCCUGAGGCGACUGCUGGCCAUCGAGAAGUCGGCCAUGUUUCAGAUGCCUCUGGAGUCCUUCCACUCCUUACAAGAAGACUGGAGGCUGGAGAUCCAGCAGAUGUUUGAUGAACUCAGGGCCAAAGAGAAGGAGCUGAGGUCUUGGGAGGAGGCGUUGGCGCGUGCAGCCGAGGAGCAGAGGGAGCAGGAGGAGCAGCUGAGGAGGAGGGAGCAGGAGUUGGCGGAGAGGGAGAUUGACAUUGUUGAGCGAGAGUUAAACAUCAUCAUCCACCAGGUGUACCAGGAGAAACCCAGUGUUAAGAAAAGAAAAGGCCACUUCAAGAAGAGCAGGCUGCUGAAGCUGGGCCGAGACAGCAACUGCAUCAGUCUGCCCUCUGGCUUUGAGCAUAAGAUCACAGUCCAGGCGUCUCCCAGUGUGGACAAGAGGAAGACUCAAGGGAGCGAGAGCACCACCCCACCUGCCAGCCCGGGGGUCAUACCUCGACUGAGAGCCAUAAGAUUGACACCAAGCGACGGCAGUAAGACGUGGGGCCGCAGUGCUGUGUGUAAGAAGGAAGACCUGUCCACCAGCAAGAAGAAAGGGAGAACAUGGGGACCAAGCUCCACCCACCAGAAAGAGAGAGUCGGCGGGGAGGAGAAACUGAAAUCGCUGGGUGAGGGAUGCAAAGUUUGGUCAUCCAGUGCACCAAAUCUGGGCAAGUCGCCCAAGCAUGCACCCAUGACUGCUGGCUUCUCCAGCCUUAACGAAAUGGAGGAGUGUGGUGAGUUUGAGGAGUCACCCGGCUCCCUGCUGCCCUCAGAGACCAGCAGUAAUGGAGCGGUGGAGGACUCGGGGUCUCUGUGGGGCAGCGUGGGCUCCAACACUGCGUCCGCUGUCGGCAGCUUUUGUCAGGGGCCUGGAGGUCUGGGGUCGGGGGCGAACUCCCAGGACUCGCUCCGUCGCUGCAGCCAGAGGAAGAAGAGCGAUAUGUUGCUGUUGGGUUGUGCCUCUCUGCUCGCUUCUGUUGCACUCGGACAAGACCUGCUGCAGCUGGGAAAGCUACAGGUGCUUCAGGAUGAGCAGGACCUCAGAGAGGAGCAGCGUAAGAAGAAGGAUGGUCUCUUCCAGCGGACGGGACGUUUCCGUCGCAGCACCUCUCCACCGAGCCGAAACCUCUCCCUCUCCCUCUCCAGACAUCACGACUCAGCACUCCCCUGCAUGGACCCUUCCCCCUCUGUUACACUCCUGUCUUUGUCCUCUCUGUCCGAUUGCAACUCCACCAAGUCCCUUCUUCCCUCCGACCCGGAUGAGUACCCCCUGACCCCGAUGACAGGGGUCAAAACGCCGGCGCCGCCACCUGCUCCUGCCCUCAACCCACUCUUGGACUUGCGGGCGGAGAGCUUCAAGAAGGAGCCCAACCAGUCGCUCACGCCCACCCACGUGUCUGCAGCCAUGGCCAUGAACAGAGGACACAGACGGACGCCUUCCGACGGGGCGAUCCGACCCCGAGCUCAAACUCUGGGACACCACAGGACGCCGUCGGAUGGAAGCAUGCCCAUGCCUCCUCCUCCAGGAGUACAACAAAAAAAAGGUACACAGGACACCCUGGAAAUCCCUCGUCUCCCAGACCCCUCCACCAUCUUCCCGGUCCCCCAUCGGCGUAAAGCCCCCGCUCCACCGAUCCCCGACCCGGAUGCUCACUGCCUCAUCAGUCCCCUGGAGCGACCCAAGACGCUAGAAUUUGCCCCCCGGCCGCGGCCCACCCCUGCCAGGAUGAGAGCCGACCCCUGGAAGCUGGGCUCUCUCUCCCGGACCAUCAGCUCGUCGCCGGGCAGCAGCUGUGACAGCCCCCUCGGCUCAGGGGACAGCAGCGCCAGCGCCGCACGGCCCAACCUCAUGGACAUGGACGUGGAGGGACAGAGUUUGGACCACACUGUUCCUCUGUGUGGGCAGCGGCAGUCGGCCACUCUGUGUGGACAACAAUACUCAUAGUAUACGAGAAAAAAACAACAACAAGUGAACAUUUACAAGUUCUUUUUUGCAGGACAUUAGAGCUUGGGCUGAAUAAGGAAUGCCAACUGAUGUCUGAGCCGUUUGCAAAGUUUGCAAAAACAUCUUGUCAUGUCUUAGGCACUUACCUAAGGGAAGCCAUUCCUGUCCUUUUAGCAUCCUAAUAAGGUGUGAAACCCUUACAGCACGCCUCUCCCUGAUAGUGCUCUCUAACCUGCACGACACAGACGGUCCUGGAGGCCUUUUUAAAGCCUUGUAGUGUGCUCACCCACCCACUUCACCUGACACUUCUUCUCAUUGGAAGCCAUGUCUACCUGCUUCUUAGUGCCCCACCACCAGGUUGCAUUUCCUUCGAGACUCACAAUCUUCAAAAGCCAUUCAAGUACUUUUUAAAAAUACACUUUUUGACUCUGCUAGCUGUUCAUUUCGACCCACCUGCCUGUGCUUUUGCCUGUUUGUGUAGCUGUCCACUUUCUGCUUGCGUCUCUCACGCCAAACACCACCAAAUAAAAAACAAAUCUUCAUCCACAUUUCACUCUAAACAUUCAUUGCUUCAGAAUCGUGGAGCAGGACGGUUUAAGAUUAUUAACAGAGAGUGUCUUUGUUCUUAUUUUGCACGCUGUUUGUUUUGCCGGUGCACAAACAUCUCCCAUUAAACCCUCCUUCGCCAGUCCUCAUCCUUCCUCACACGUGUGUCAUCUCUCUACAUGGGGGUCGCCGUCACCUCUUCCCUCCAAAACUGGGACAGGAAAAAGCCUUUUUUUUCUCAUUGCACUGGUUUACUGGUUCUAUCCUCAGCCUUGUACAGUUAAAAAAACAAAAAAAGAAAGAAAAGAGAACCUUUUUUAUUUUCUCAGUGCAUCCCAACCACAACCUGUUAGCAAAAAUGUUUUUCUAUUGGUUUGGCAGACCAGGUGCGUUUUUCUUCGUGUGAAUGUGUAUAUAUUACUGUACACGUGUGGAAGAACAAAAUGGGUUCAUUUUGUGUAUGAGUGUGUGUGUGCUGGUGCUGUUUCAGUGCAUGUUAUUUUUACGUGUGAACGGCUCGCUGUGCUGCUCAUCCGUUUGUCUUUUAGACGUUUUUUUUCCCCUUCUUCUCUAGCAGUCAGUAGCGCUCUGUAUGGAUCCCGUUCAUGCCGCCCAAACGGACACAUAUAAGUUUGGAGACCUCAUGUGACUGCAUCUCACCUGUUGUGUUCAACAUCAUCGACACCUUAGGGGUCAUGUUGUGCGACUAGUCUGUCUCUCUGUGGACUCACUAGUCACUGCUGACAAAUCGACUUUGGAGUUGUUUUCUCACAGUGGAUGUUUCUUCUUGGCUGCAGGUGGUAUUUACUUGACACUGCAAAUUUCUCUAAGUGGGUGAGUGUGUGUUUGUGUGAAUGUGUGCGUGUUAUCGUUUGUAUGGGAUGAUGAUAAACCCAUCAGUAGAAGAGUGAGCCCAAACUCAUUCUCCUCAUGUGGUUAAGAACACUGAGUAUUUAUUAAAUUUAUUGUUAUUACUGGAAAGGAUGAAUUAUUAUUACGAUGCUCUUCCUGGGAUAUAUGUAUAUAUUUGUUAAUAUAACAGGAAAAACCGAGGAAAACCUAGAAAACUGCUUACUGAAAUGUCCAUGUUGUUUCCAAUCUCAACCUGUGACAUUACUGGGUGCAGUGCGGAAAAAUUGUGAAAUGUGAUGACUGAGAGAUGAAUAAAAAAAAACAAAGAAAGAUGCUUCAAUGUCAGUGCU